AUCUGGAUGCGGUGUGCGCUUGUGAUUGGACAAGAAAGAAGACAUGAUGUGGAUGUUUGCAGUUCCUGAUGAGCUGCUUGUUCCAGCGAUUACCUUCAGAAACCUAAUCAUGUAUUGUAUCAUCACACCGCCUGCUGCUGCUUCUCCACCAUGGCCACCACCAUCAACCGUGGCUCGCAGUGCAAGUGCUGCUGCGUUGACAUGAUGAUGAGAUUUCGAGGAAAUGGUCCAUCAAAAAGACAACCAUCGAGUGCCAAAGUUCCUUCUUGUCUCCCACAAUUGUGCGGUACCGAAUGCUCGGUUUAGUUCUUUGUUUUGUAUUUUUUUCGAAUCUUAAGGAAACUGUUGAUCUCGAAUCCAACGGUCGCGAAAGCCGCGAUGCUUGAAGCUUAUUAAGCGGAUUUGAGCGGCCAACAGCGACGCAGCAUUCGAAAUUGGGCGAGCGGCGGGAGAGGCGCGAGAGAUGGCGGAACAGCGGCGGGGGAACCAGCAGCAGCGCCACCGCCACCACCAUCCGGCGGUGGACGACGUGAUGAAGGUCUUGAGCAGGGCGAGCCGUGACCUCCUCCUCGUCCAGCGCCAGCUAGAUCAGGAAUUCCAGCGUUCCUACCCCGACGACGUCAAUCCCUGCAAGAUUGUUGCUCGCAUCAAGAAGAUCCAGGAGGACUUGGUCUCGCUCAAGGAACUCUGCCGCGAGCUGCUCGCUGAGAAACAGGAUUUAAUUGACAAAACAAGAUCAGUUUUGGUUGGGCAAAGGCAUUCAUUGCAGAUGUUAUUGGCUUCUUCUGGUCUACCUUCAAUGAGCGAAUCUGAUGACAUGGCAUACGCAAAUUUGAACCAGGUUAUUGACGAAUGGACAGCUCAAGUGAGAGCAAAGACUGGGGACGAGAAAGACAUCGGUGAGGAUAUAAAUCAGAUGCUUUUCUCAGCAUUAGUUCAGAACAACUAAGGUUAGAGUGAAGAGCAACAAGGAGAUGAAAGCCCUUUGAGCUAAUUUGCAUAAGGUACGCAUUGAAUGAUGUAUACAUACACUGAUGAACUUUAGAAUGCCAUGUUGGCACCUGGUUGACUUGCUCUGUGUAGAUCUUAGUUGCCUCUUCCACGACAUUUGAACCUUUGUCAUGCGCUAGUUCCUAAUAUAAAUUCUUCCAAACCUAUUCUCCUACUCCUGUAGGCCACCCAUGUGUGAUUAUGUAUCUUUUCUAUCGAUAAUUGCAACAUCUUCAUGUUUGGAUGCAUUCA
Molecule: messenger RNA, 1242 nt
Organism: Musa acuminata AAA Group (dessert banana)
Lineage: Eukaryota; Viridiplantae; Streptophyta; Magnoliopsida; Zingiberales; Musaceae
Exons: 5
Coding region: 464-949 (161 amino acids)
Biological process (GO): chromosome segregation; mitotic cell cycle; cell division
Cellular component (GO): spindle microtubule; outer kinetochore
Molecular function (GO): microtubule binding
Source: RefSeq, a predicted model, not a curated record